UCAGAGACUUGCGAGGAGCGAUCGCAUUGCAGGCAUUCUAUGACUCUGUGGUGAGAUUUGGCUCGUCAUCAUUCAAACUUCCACAUGCCACCAAUAGACAGUCUUUUGCCAUGGAGAUGUAUCUUGUCAUGUGCUUGACUGCAGCUGCACUAUUGCCAGUCAGUCAUGCAUGUGCGACAGGAAAGGAGUUCAUCACCACGUUUCUCCCCAACUACCAUAAUGCCCUGUGGGUCUUGUUUGGAAAUGACCAUAAACUCCAGGUGGUUCUGACCUCUCUGGGCUCUGAGGCCAAAGUCCGCAUUCAGAUCGCUUCAGUGGACUUCUCCAUGAAGCUGACCCUCUCUGCGGGCGAAAGCCGCUGGGUUUCCCUGCCGGUCGGAGCCGAGCUGCAGCAGCAGUUUCUUACAGAGAAAUCAGCAGUCCGGAUUUCAUCGAGCGCCGACAUCUCAGUGGUCUCUUUUAACCGCCGGGAACGGACAGGAGAUGGCACCGUGGUUUCUCCAACAGGAGACCUGGGUACAGAAUACCUUGUGUUCACCCCGCAAGGAGGCGCUAAGUGCAUGGACAAGCUAGUGGCUAUUGUUAACGGCAACAGUCCCAACCGGAUCACCAUCUUACCGAGCGCUGACGUGUCGCUGCGAGGCGGGGGGCGGUGGCGGCAUGGGCAGGCAGUGACCUUUACCCUUGCACCGCACGCAUCCUGCCUGGUACGCAGUCAUAACACUUGGACGGGCCUCAUUAAGUCCCAGUCGCCUGUGGCUGUCCUAGCAGGUCACCAGUGUCUCGCCAUGGGUUCGGGUUGUGAACACGUCUAUGAACAGCUUCCCCCUGUGGCGAGUUUGGGUAAGGACUACAUGGUGCCCAGAACAGGAAGCUGCCAUGCUGCAAACCUGGCGGUGAUCGUUGCGGCCGAAGACGACACUGAGCUGACGCUGCGCGGAGGUUGUCGUGCAGCACACAAACAGACGCUGAAGACGGCUGGAUUGGUGACGGUCCAGAAACUGAUCAGCAGACAUCCUCUCGUUGUCAAAAGCAACAAGAGAGUCAUGGUGCUCCUUCUUAGCAACAACAAACCACACGACCCCUUCCUGAUCGCACUGACCCCGACUUGCAAGCUGUCUACCCACUGGACGGUGGAGACGGUGGGCGGGUUCUCCAGCGCUGUGGCCAUUCUGUCAGAGAGGGAGGGGUCGUCAAGCGUGAAGGUGUGCACGAAGGGACGGUGCCUGUCGCCUCGGUGGAAUAACUUUGUUUCAGAUGAACAGUGGGUGUGGUCUAAUGUGGCGGUGGGGACACACGAGAGUCAUGUGACAGUGGAAGGCGACGCACGUAUGGCGGUCUACGGCUAUGGUUGGAAAAGUCGCCACGGAUAUGGAACUGCUGGAGUCUGCUCUUCAGCGUCAAAUGAUUCUACAACGUACAUCUUCAGCGCUUCUCCUCCUACGCCACCCAAGGAUCCCUGUGAAGCUGUCAAAUGCAGAGAGAAGGAGCGCUGCGUGGAUGGAAGAUGUGUCCACGUGUCCACGGCGACCUGUCACGCGCUUGGUGACCCUCACUACAUGACGUUUGAUGGAAGACGUUACGACUUCCAGGGCUCCUGCUCUUACAUUAUGGCAACACUUGCAGAGGAGGUACCCGGUCUCUUGCCUUUCAUGGUGACCACCAAGAAUGACCAUCGAGGCAACCGUCGGGUUUCCUUCGUGAGGACCGUGACUGUCGAUGUUCAUGAGCAUACAAUUAUCAUCGGCAGGCAUAAAAAACAAGUUCAGGUCAACGGUGAACUUCAGUACCUACCAGUCAGUUUGCUAAAUGGGAAAGUCACCGUGAAGCAUCGUAGCAGCUACGCCGUCCUCACAACUGACUUUGGUCUGACUGUGAAAUACGACUGGAACAUGCGGCUUUACAUCACAGUACCCUCCUCUUAUUACAAACACCUAGGAGGCCUCUGUGGAAACUACAACGGAGACAGAGCAGAUGACCUGCCUGAACCACAAGGCUCUCGCCUGUCGGCAGUACUGAAGAUGAUUCAGCAGUGGAAAGUGAAAGAUUCAGAUCUGUUCUGUCAUGAUAAUUGUGGUGGACGCUGUCCCACGUGUUCACCUGAGAAACAAGCCUUCUUCCGCCACCCCACAAAAUGCGGGAUACUCGCGCAGUCCAAUGGACCGUUUUCAUCCUGCCACAAGGUACUCAACCCCUCUUUGUACCUGGACAACUGUGUCUACGACGUCUGCAUCAAUAAGGGUGCAAAACAGCUUCUCUGCGAUAACCUGAAGAGUUACAGCGACGCCUGUCUGGCAGAGGGCGUGAAGAUCAAUCCCGAGUGGAGGAUGAUCGCUAAGUGCCCCCUUUCCUGUCCAGCAGGGAGCCACUAUGAAGCGUGUGGUUCCGCCUGUCCUGCUUCCUGCGGGUCCCCAGACAGUGGCAAGCAUUGUGAUGCGCCCUGCGAGGAGGGAUGCCAGUGUAAUGAAGGACUUGUACUUAGUGGAGACAGAUGUGUUCCUCAGUCUGGCUGCGGCUGCCAGCAUCAGGGCAAAUAUUACCCAUCAGACUCCACUUUCUGGGCUGACAGCACCUGUACCACCAGGUGUCGCUGCCUCGGCGGCCAUGUCAAGUGCGCAUCAGCUAGCUGUAAGAAGAACGAGCACUGCGCCCUCAAGGGCAGCGUAAGAGACUGCUACCCGAUAUCUUAUGCCACAUGCCAGGCGGCCGGAGACCCCCACUACAGGAGCUUUGACAAGCGGCGGUUUGAUUUCCAGGGCACUUGUACCUAUGUUCUCUCUCAACACACUGAAGGUGCAAAGCAGGGCCUGCUGCCCUUUCAGGUGCUUGUCCAAAAUGAGAACAGAGGACGUAACAAACGUGUGUCCUAUGCCAAGUCUGUCUCCCUUACGGUACUUGGAAACACUGUCAGCAUGAGCCGUGCCAAACCGGGUAGCAUAAUGGUGAAUGGCCGAGCCAUCAAUUUACCGUACAGCACCGAGGACGGCAAGCUGUCCUUUUUCCGACAAGGCUACUUUGGCAUGGUGACAACAUACUUUGGCUUGACUCUCAAGUUCAACUGGAACAGCCACGUGGCCUUGACCCUUCCCAGUUCCUACGCUUCCGCUACUACCGGACUGUGUGGAAAUUACAACGGACAGCCGGGUGACGACAUGCUGCUGCCUGAUGGCACUCAGGCUAAACACGUUAGCGUGUUUGGCCACAGCUGGAAGGCGGGAGGAGAGCCCGGCUGCACCAGCGACUGCCCGGGUGGUAAAUGUCCCGAGUGUGAUCCUGCACUACUCCUGCGUUACCAGCAGGGGCGCUACUGUGGCAUCAUUGCUGACAAAUCUGGUCCUUUCAGAGGGUGUCACGGCAAAGUGGACCACGCCGGCUCCCUGAUGGACUGCGUGUUUGAUUUGUGCAUGUACCAAGGCCACGCCUCCGCCCUGUGCAACAGCCUAUCAGCCUUCAGCACCUCUUGCCAGGAAGCGGGAGCCACCGUGGAGACGUGGAGAACAGAAGAUUUUUGUCCGCCAUCGUGUGGUGCGAACAGUCACUACGAGGUGUGCGCCCCGCCCUGCCCGCUCACCUGCAGCGGUCUGGCGCCCCCCGAGGGCUGCGACGACAGCGCCCCCUGCGUGGAGGGCUGUGUAUGUGACGACGGCUUCAUGCUGAGCCAUGACGAGUGUGUCCCGCUUUCAGAGUGUGGCUGUCAGCACGAGGGACGAUAUUAUCAACACUCACAGGUGUUCCAUCCCGGAAGGUCAUGUGACACUCGGUGUGUGUGUGGAGACAGCGGGCAAGUCGAAUGCAGCCCCGACUUCCACUGUUCGCACGGCGAGGAGUGCGUGAUGGUGGACGGGGUGGCCUCCUGUGCUCCCAAAAGCUUUGCUUCCUGCUCUGUCUACGGGCUCGCAACGGUCCGAUCCUUUGAUGGACAGGCCUAUCCUCUCCUGGGGAAUUGCUCGUUCAAAAUGUCAGAGGUGGAGGAGGGAGAAGGUCUGGCAGCUUAUUCCGUGUUGCUUCAGCAGCAAACCAAAAAAGAUGCUCACGUCUCUCGGAGUGUGGAGCUCCAAGUGUAUGACAUGGAGCUUACCCUGGAGGCUGGCACUGCAUGGGAGAUCAAGGUUGAUGACAUCAAAGUCUCCCUUCCCGCGUCACUGGCGGAUGGACAAGUGCAAGCGUAUCAGAAUGGCAUCAACAUCGUCAUCGAAACAGACUUCCAUCUAAAGCUGAUCUACGACGGAGUGGCAGGCAUCAUCUUACAAAUCCCAUCCACCUAUCGCGGUUUGUCAAGCGGUCUCUGUGGAAACUACAAUGACGUGCCAUCAGAUGACCCGCUCUCAGGGGGAGGGAAACCCGCAGACCUCUCAGCUUUGGUAGUGGAGAAGGAUGGUGUCACCUGUGAGACAGGCUGUGGAGAAACAUCCUGCCCUGACCCAGAUGGACAAAAGACCACAGAAGCUGAAAAGGCUUGUGACAUCAUCAAAGAUCCGCAGGGGCCUUUUGCGGGAUGCCACGCCACCGUGUCCCCAACACCCAACUUUAAUGCUUGUGUCAGGGAGAUGUCCACCGCUGGAAAAGACCAAGGCGUUCUCUGUGGUCACAUCCAGAAUUAUGUCAGCGCCUGCCAACAUGCUGGUGCCAAGAUAAGCAAAUGGAGGAGUGACGGCUUCUGUCCGCUAACCUGUCCAACGGGAAGUCACUACGAGUUGUGCUCAUCCUCCUGCUCGUCUACCUGCGUCUCUCUGGAGAGGUCGGAUCCUUGCCCGGCGUGCCAGGAGGGAUGUCAGUGUGACGACGGGCUGGUGCGGGAUGGGGAGCGUUGCGUUCCUGUGGGGAAAUGUGGCUGCACAGUGGACGGACGUUAUUACAAGUCAGAUACGGCAGUCUUAAUGGAGGACUGUUCUGAGCACUGUGUCUGCCAGUCUGGACGCUUCACCUGCAAGCCCACAAGUUGCCAGGAGCAGCAGGAGUGCACCGUCAAGGAUGGAACUGUAGGCUGCUUCCCCACAGAUCCUUGUGUGGAAGUUGUGUGCAGGACCAAGGAGCAUUGUGAAGUAUCAGAAGGCCAAGGAGUGUGUGUGCCUGAUACCAGCGUUUUAUGCUGGGCCUCUGGGGACCCACAUUACACCACGUUUGACGGCUGGAGUUAUUCUUUUCAGGGAACCUGUACCUACGUUCUCGUCAAUACCACAGGUGUUGAUCCCUCCCUGCCAGCGGUAACUGUGACGACCAAAAAUGAGCUUCGUGGGAACUCUGAAGGCUCUUUUGUGCGUUCAGCCACCGUGGAGGUGAUGGGCCACACUAUAUCCAUUCCAAAGGAUGAGAGGGGCUUUGUACUGAUUGACGGCAUUAAGACUGGUCUCCCAGCCUCCCUGGAAGAAGGCAGCCUUUUUAUCACAUGGCAAGGAGUGAGAGGCACACUCCAAAGUGAUAUCGGGCUCACCGUCACAUUUGAUUGGUCCACGCUGGUCAUGGUUGCCCUUAGCAGCAGUUAUUACGGUAACGUGGCGGGGCUCUGUGGCAACUACAAUGGUGACAAGGAGGAUGAGAUGACCGCCCGGGGAGGACACAAAGCGUUCAAUGUGACAAACUGGGCGGGGUCUUGGAGCAUCCCCGAUGGAGACCCGUUCUGCUACCAUUACUGUGAUGGCGUGUGUCCUCGGUGCUCCGAGGAAGACCGCAUUAGGUACACUGGUCCGAACUACUGUGGGAUCCUGAGCAACACAAAGGGAGCGUUCUCUGGAUGCCAUGGUAGCGUGCCAGUAGGGGAGGCGGUGUCAGACUGUUUGUACGACGUUUGCGUCAAUGCAGGACGGCGUGAAGUACUGUGUGAGUCCUUGAGCAAUUACCUGGCUGAAUGUCAGGAGGCAGGAGCUUCUGUGCUGCCUUGGAGACGGCAGGCCAACUGCACUAUUCAGUGUCCAUCCAACAGCCACUAUGAAGUGUGUGGUCCAGCCUGUCCAGCCAGCUGUGGGGCUCAGCCAGAGGAGUGCCAUAAAGCCUGCGUGGAAGGCUGCUUCUGUGACCCGGGAUACCUGCUCAGCAGAAAUGAGUGCGUGGACAAGAAGAAGGCCUGCGGCUGUAACCACGGCGGCUACUAUUACGUACCGGGUGAGGUGUUCUGGGCCGACCCUCAGUGUGAGCGCCAGUGUGUGUGCGACGCUGCGACGCAAACGGUGCGCUGCCACGCAAAGGGCUGUCGAAGAGGAGAGCGAUGCCAAGUUGUGGAUGGAGUCCAGGACUGUUACCCGACCGGCUUCAAGACCUGCUCUGCACGUGGAGAUCCUCACUUCUACACCUUUGACGGACGCAAGUUUGACUUCCAGGGCAACUGUGUCUACCGGCUGGCCAGCGUGUGUAAACACGCCGGAGGUCUUGAGCGCUUUGAGGUCAACCUGGAGAACAACAACCGUGGAAGCAAAAGAGUGUCCUACGCCAAAGUGGUGACGGUAAAAGUCUUUGGAAAGGUGUACACCUUCUCUGUGGACUACCCACAUAAAGUACUGGUGGACCAGGUAGAAAACUCCCUGCCCUUCUCAUCCAAACAAUCAGUGGUUGAGGUUUACCGCAGGUACAGGUGGGCUGUCCUUGAAACACACUUUUUAAAGGUGUCUUUUGACUUUGCAAGUGCGGUCAGAGUGGAGCUGGCCACCAGCUACCACGGUACCACGUGCGGCCUUUGUGGAAACUUCAACAACGAUCCUACGGAUGACCUGACGCUGGCCAAUGGGAAGCCAGCGUCCAGCGCCAAUGAGUUUGGAGUCAGCCAAUGGGUGGCCGACGUGCAGGGCUGCUCUCAGGACUGUAAGGACUGCGCACAGCCGCUCCCCCCCGACUUUGUGCCACCGAGCUACACUUCCGCCUGUGACGUCAUCACCGCCAAGGACGGCCCCCUGGCCGACUGCAUCGGCCGAGUGGAAUCCCAGCAGUUCCGUGACGACUGCGUGUACGACAUGGUGCUCCGUGGCGGCAAACAGGAAGCGGCCUGUGACGUCAUCAGUGACUACGUGGAAGAGUGCCAGUUGAAGGGGGGCUGCGUGAAGUCGUGGAGGACCAGGCAGCUCUGCUGGAUGCAGUGUCCCGCCAACAGCAUGUACAGUGUCACAGCGCCAGGAUGCCCACUCAGCUGCGCGUCUCUGUCGUCGCCUGCGGAGUGUAAAAGCCCCCCCAGUGAGGGUUGUGUGUGUAACCCAGGCUACUUUUUGAGUCAGGAUCGCUGCGUGCCGUUGGCCGAGUGCGAGUGAGUCAAGUCAGCCGUUUGCACCACCAAAAGACAACGACCGUCCCAAUGGUGUGCGUGCAUGUGACGGAGGGGUGCUGCCCUGCACAAGAUGGCACCCAUGUGGCGAAGAGGGUUUUUGGGGACAAAGUAGAAUCUUGCAAGCUGCUUUCUGCAAGGGAAUGAACCAUUCUAUACCUUUCACCAUCUGUGGGGAAAUAACGGGGACUUUGUAAAGCAGGGGUGUCCAGAGUGUGACCUGGGGGCCACCUAUAGCCCAGAGCUUGUUUGUUAGCCCGCUGCACAUUGUGAAAAUAAUAUUCAAAAAAGCAUAAAAGUUCAUUCCAAUCAUAAUAAUAAUCAUAAUAAUACAUCCUAACAACUUUUUAGCCGUUUGAUUUCAGUAUGUGUCCCUCGCUGGACAAAGUUUGGACACCCCUGUUGUAAACUUAUGAUGUGAAUAAUCAUUUUUUCCCUCAGUGUUUUGAUUUGAACCUGAGAGGCACUUGAGUCUUUUUGUUUAAACUCCCAACGUCGUUCCUUCUUCAAAUAAACUGCCAGCAGUGUCACUUGUGUGUCUUUAAGCCGGACAUGCUCACUAGUUCAAAUGAUUAGGUACACCCUCACGAGUGCCUCCUUUCCCCGGCCGUGUCGCUCACGCAAAACACACUUAUUUGCACAAAUCCCUCACCCUGUCACGGUUUCACGUUAUCAUUGCACUUCUAAAAUACAUCACCGCUUUUUUUAAUACGGCUAAAAAUGUCCAAAUGUACGACUAAGAAUAAGCAUACAAAUAUGCUGUGAUGGUAUGUAGUAUUGUACACUGGUCACUAGGUGUCACUAAAUGUCACUGUUACUGACACACAAGCACCAGACUUGAACAACAGGCUUUUAUUGUGGGUUUCAAUGAUCUCACAACUGGCACAACAAUCCCCGACACGUAACCCACGCCAAGCUAAAACUCAACUCUGAACCCUCAGCGUCACUUCCUGUCCCUGAGCACAGCAACACAAGUCUUAUUUAUUGUUAUGUUUACUAUAUUGGGGACUAUAGGGGUGUUAUUUCAUGCCUAGGAGGGCUCUCGUGUUAAAAAGCGUAUGUAGGAGGAGGUAAACAGCUUUUAUCAGCUCUAACUCUGAAAGUAUAGCAUUUAUACAUAAGGAAUCCUACUUCAGUGAUAAGGUCGGGUGUGUGAACGAGGGGUUUCGGUAUGCUGGAUUAGAUGUUAGGAAGAGUGUGCAGAGAAGGAAAGAUUUACUUGAGUUGAUUUACUUGACUGAAUAAUGAGAAUUACAAGCAGGACUCACCAGUGGACAACUUAUUUGGGACCUGCAAGCAGCAGGCUGCGUCUCUCCCAGUCAAAAGGAGUCGGUGAAGCACAUUUGAGAUGUCUGAAAGGUUGCUGGACGAGGUUAACUGGAAGGCACGUCCCCGGUAGAGUCACUGUCAGCUGAGCCCCCGGCCGCAUCAACAUCCUGCAGACCGACCAACGUCAUGUCGGGCUGAAUGUCCUCCUCGUCCGACUGUACCACAUGAUCAUCGCUGUCCUCGCUGACCCGCUCAUCCUCUGGCACACAUUCAGAGUCUUUAUCGGACCAGGCUCUGUCCAUGUCAGACUGGAGGUCUGGACCUGUUAGGGAAGCGGGCGUCUCAGCCGGGUUUCCAGGAUGAGCGUUUGGUGUGGAAGGAAGAGACAAGCAUGCAGCAGGGACCUGAUGGAGGCUUUACCUGAGGUCAGGGACGACUCGGUACUCAUGUCAUCACCAGAGUUCAAGAAGUCAUCCAGAGCCUCCUGGUCUGACAGGUUGGUGACCGUCAUCUGAUCCAGAACCCCCACGUCCGCUUCUGUGGCUUCUGGAUUCAUACGUGCGCACUUUCACCUUACACUUCGAUCAUUUCACUCUAAUAAGCUUCUACUCCAUCUCGCGUACGUCCCACACCCACACAAAACAGAGUAGCAGGAGUACAUACGGCGGUACUUACGUCUGUGAACGUGUCCAGUGGAGCGGUACUGUUCCAGGUCCUGGUGAAAGGCUUCUUCGUAGACUUUUUGUUGUUCCCUCAGUUUUUUCUGCCGAGUUCGCUCCAGUUGAGCCACUUUGUGCACGUGCUCACAGUUCAGCUCGGCUGCAGUUCACACGUGGAAGACACGCCCACGUUCAUGGAGGAUUAUUCAGGAUGUUUUGUUGGAGUCAUGGUGUGGUGUUUCCAAAUAUGAUGUGGAACAAAUGCUUUUGUCUGCUCCUAACAAUGUGGACAAACACAAAGGCAGCUCACCUUCCAGCGCCUCCAAUUCUCUCCUUUGGAAAGACAAAAAUCACACAAACUCCCAUUAAAACACCACCACCACCACCACACUCUUGCUAUUACAACAUUACUUAUUAUUAUUAUUAUUAUUAUAUGUAUAUGUACGCAGCAUUGUACUGCAAAAAAAAUGUAACUCUUAUGAGCUAUUUUUGUUAUUGUUAUAUUUGUCCAAACAAAAAGGUACCUUUAUUGUAUCAGGCAUUCAAAUGAACAAGAAACUGAAGAAACAAGGCUCCUCUAAUCAUUUUUGUUUGCAUUGAUUAUUGACUGAAUUAUUGUUGAGUGCCUUAAAAUAAAUACAGUAUAGAUAUAACUCUUUUAAUCAAUUAAUCUAAUAACUUAGUGAGCUAUUAUGAAAUAGCUAGCUGUGUAAAUGACAACUGUUCAAGUGUGUGAAAGGUUAAAUACUGAGCGCUCACACACAGUGCAGGCCAGCUGGGAUCAAUAACCAGUUAGGGGAACAAACACACACUGACUUGAGCCUUGAGAUAGGCUGGGGAAAACAAUGUUUUGUUUGUCAACAACUACAGUAAGUGUAAUCAGUCACACAAUCUUCAUCAAGGAAUCCAGGAGAAGGUUAUCUUUGCAAAGACUGGCGCCAACGGCCUGAGUAUAAAACAACAGAUGGGACUAUCGAGACUCUCAUACAGCAGGAGGAGCAGGUAACUGGUGCAUGAGACGGGGUCCGAGGCGUCGUAGACUGUAAGAUAUUCUGUCCGACUUACUUUAAUACAUUU
Messenger RNA from Dunckerocampus dactyliophorus (ringed pipefish), 10251 nucleotides. Its product is annotated as IgGFc-binding protein-like. Gene Ontology annotation, molecular function: protein binding. Lineage: Eukaryota; Metazoa; Chordata; Actinopteri; Syngnathiformes; Syngnathidae. The transcript has 39 exons. Bases 111 to 7232 code for a protein of 2373 amino acids. The record is from RefSeq and is a predicted model, not a curated record.